AUGGACCUUCUCAAGAUAUGGCAGCCCGCUAUAGAAUCAACGGAAAUUGGGCAUGGAAUCUUCAGACUCAGAGAUUCUCGUACACAAGAGAAUUGGCUUGGACUCAAUGGAAGCGUACGUGGAUUCACAGGAUCUCUUUGGUGGAAUGAGGAAAUUGAUUGUGUUUUAUGUAUUCUUGCGAAUGUGGGAACUAUGCAUGUUGGAAAAGUUUCAUUGAUUGCGCUAUAA
Molecule: messenger RNA, 228 nt
Organism: Botrytis porri
Lineage: Eukaryota; Fungi; Ascomycota; Leotiomycetes; Helotiales; Sclerotiniaceae
Exons: 1
Coding region: 1-228 (75 amino acids)
Source: RefSeq, a predicted model, not a curated record